Messenger RNA from Bombyx mori (domestic silkworm), 12833 nucleotides. It is a transcript of the gene gpp, whose product is annotated as histone-lysine N-methyltransferase, H3 lysine-79 specific. NCBI's taxonomy places the organism in Eukaryota, Metazoa, Arthropoda, Insecta, Lepidoptera, Bombycidae. The coding region runs from base 436 to 3942 and encodes 1168 amino acids. The record is from RefSeq and is a predicted model, not a curated record. Gene Ontology annotation, molecular function: histone H3K79 methyltransferase activity. Gene Ontology annotation, cellular component: nucleus. The transcript is spliced from 15 exons. Gene Ontology annotation, biological process: DNA repair; regulation of transcription regulatory region DNA binding; DNA damage checkpoint signaling.
AUAACCUUUCCCAUGUGUUAAACGUUUUCUAAAGAAGUUACUGACCUCUAUACCCACAUCACAAUGAUGAGACUAGUUCACAAUACUACAUAGUCUCUUUGAUUUACUAGUUAGUAUAAACGCUUAAAAAUUUGGAUUUGAUAAUAGGAAUGAUGUUUUGCAACGUGCUUUUAUACGCCGUAUUUAUACAUGAUAAAAAACAAAGCGAGAUGCCAAAUUUUCAUAGAUUAAAAUUUAAACCUAAAACAACCUAGUAUUUGUCGGCCAUGAUUGGAUAUUGGAUUGGAAUGUAAAAAUAAUUUCAAUAUGGCGCCCGUUUGUUCAGAGUGUGUGUGUGUGAAAGUGCUGUGAAAUUAUGAUAAAUUCUAGUGUAUUUAGUGAUUAUAUUAGUGGAUAAGUGAAAUAAGUGUGCAUUAAUGCAUCGGUUUUAUUAUAAUGGCUUUGGAUUUACGCCUGCAUUCUCCUGCGGGCGCGGAACCUGUUGUUUAUACAUGGCCCCUCACUUCAGGUCAUGGCUCGGACAAACACGAUGGAGCUUUGGAAAUAGUAGAAACUAUAAGAUGGGUUUGCGACGAUUUACCCGAGAUGAAGGCCGCUUUGGAGUACAACAUACUUUGCGAUUACGAUACUCAUUCAUACGAAAGUAUGCGAGCCCUUUGCGACCGUUUCAACCGAGCCAUCGAUUCUGUAGUUGCUUUGGAAAAAGGUACGUCCUUACCAGCACAACGGUUAAACAAGUAUCCUUCAAGAGGCUUACUGAAGCACAUAUUACAACAAACCUACAAUCAAGCCGUAGCGGAUCCCGAAAAAUUAAAUCAAUACGAACCCUUUUCUCCCGAGGUGUACGGUGAGACUUCUUACGAGUUAGUUUGUCAAAUGAUAGAUCAAAUAGAAAUAUCAGCUGACGAUGUAUUUGUGGACUUGGGCUCAGGUGUGGGACAGGUUGUACUACAAAUGGCAGCUGCAACACCGUGUCGCAUCUGCCUCGGUGUUGAAAAGGCAGAAGUUCCUAGUAAAUAUGCUGAGAACAUGGAUUUGCAUUUUAGGAUGUGGAUGAAAUGGUAUGGCAAAAAGUAUGGAGAGUAUAAAUUAAUAAAAGGCGACUUUUUGUUGGAUGAGCAUCGGGAAAAAAUAAAUGCUGCUACAAUUGUUUUUGUCAAUAACUUUGCAUUUGGACCACACGUUGAUCACCAGCUAAAAGAAAGAUUUGCAGAUUUAAAAGAUGGUGCGAAAAUAGUGUCAUCAAAAAGCUUUUGUCCAUUAAAUUUUCGAAUAACGGACAGGAAUCUGAGUGAUAUUGGAACCAUUAUGCACGUAAGCGAGAUGACGCCACUGAAAGGCUCCGUUUCUUGGACGGGGAAACCAGUAUCAUAUUAUUUGCAUAUAAUAGAUAGGACCAAAUUGGAGAGAUAUUUUCAAAGACUGAAAAAUCCGAAACUCAAGGUCAGCAAAAGGGGUUCACAUAACGGGUGUGAAGAUGGAGAAGGAAGCGGUAAACGAAACCUCAGUGCCCCUCCAACAAGACAGCCUACGCCUGAUCUACUCAACGGCAACAGCAAUCACAGCACGGGCUCACUGCCAGAGCGCAGACGGAAGGUAGCACGCCCUAGGACUGUCAGGGGUGACAAUGGGCGCACACGUCGUGCUGCGGCCGCCAAGAGACGCGUGGCACGGCGCUCCAGUGACGAGAGCGACGAGGAGUCUAGCGGCACAGACGACGCACCGCCUGGACCAGAACCUGCGCCCAGGGAGUGGGGCGCUCCUUGGGCCUCAUCGUCCGACUCCAACCGUAGCCGUCGAGCGACGAGUAAGCGCGUGGCGUCGGGCGGAGGCGCGCGGCGGCGAGCGGCCCGCGCCAAGCGACGCCGCACCACGCCCGCCGCCAUCGCCGGCCUGGACUUGCUGCACUCCACCACGCUCGAGUCCACCAUACACAACGGCUCCGUGACGGCCCCGCCGCCGGGCUGCGUGGGGCAGCGGCUGUCGGCGCUGGGCGUGCAGCUGCAGCCCGCCGAGCGCCUGCACUCCGAGCUCGACAUCCCGCGCUCGCCGCACACCCCCUACAGCCUCCAGCUACUGCUCGAUAUGUUCCGGGACCAGUACCUCGCUUUCAUCCAGCGCAUGAAUACGCCUGAAUACGCCAAUGAAAUACGAAACCAAAUAGAGAAAGAAAAGGAAAAAAAUCAUAAAUUGAAAUCGAGAGCAUCUCAAUUGGACAAACAAAUUAACGUCUUAAUAAGUGACAGUGUAGCACUUCUCAAAGCCCGCAUGAGCGAGCUUGGCAUCCACGCCAACAACACCGUUGACCUCUUAGCGAAAGCGAAAGAAAUCGUCGGAAGACACAAAGAACUGCAAAGUAAAGCGAGUAAAUUACAAGCCCAGGUGAAUAGUAUAGAAGCUGAACAGGCAGUGCUAGUAAAACAACGGACGUUUGAAAUUACUGAAAAGUAUCGGCAGCUCGGACACGUACCACAUGAUGCUGAAGUUACUCAAAGCAUAGCUCAAGAGUGUAUUUUAAAAGAAAUUUCGGCCACUUUAGCCCACAGGAAAAGAUUACACGCUCAAGUGGGUCAUUUACAAAAUGAAAUCACGCAGAUGGAAAGGGCUAGCGAACAGAAACCGACCACUUCCUCCGUUCCCGUCACUCCCGUCAAGAUGCACGCGGUUAACGCGAAACCGAGAAAGAGAGAACAGCGUUCGCGAUCACAAGAAUGGCCCGAGGUUCCGGAUAUUGGCAAAAUAGAAGAGCAGAACCCGGAACUCCUCGCUCAGAAGAUACUCGAGACGGGACGACAGAUCGAAGCCGGAAAGGUCACCAAACCUAACGUCAUAGUCAACGGAUACACGAGAGAAUCCGAACGACUCGACAGGUACCCAAAAUCGACCACUCCGAACCCUAGGCCCCAGACGCAACGCCCGUCUCUCGCUCAUAGGCAUUCGCCUGUAAAAUCCCAGAAACCACUUAACGUUAUCGGUAAAGUUCAAGAAUCACCGAAAGUGAUCAAUUUCGAAGACAGGCUGAAGAGUAUAAUAACUUCGGUGUUGAACGAAGACCAAGAACAGAGGAAAGCUUCUCGGCAGGUGACACCGAGCAGUCCGUACAGUAACGGGUACGUGACGGGCCGACCCACCGCCGCCUUCCCGCCGCGCCGCGACCUGCGCCGGGAGAGGUUCCCCUUCGAGCGCCACCACCACCCCCACCAGCCCCACCAGCCGGACUACACGCAGGUUUCCCCGGCUAAGCUGGCGUUGCGGCGACACCUGUCGCAGGAGCGGCUCGCGGCGCCGGCGCGCACCAUCGGCGACCUCGUCAACGGCGAGAUCGAGCGCACCCUCGAGAUCUCCAACCAGAGCAUCAUCAACGCGGCCGUCAACAUGAGCGCGCGCUAUCACGACGCCAACGGGACGCCGGCCCCGCAUCAACCGCUAGAAGGGCUAGCGGCUUGCUUACAAGCCCGUGUUUUGGCUUCUGAGUACUGGCGCGGACGGAACGGCGUCAACGGAGGUUCUAAUACUCCGAACGGCAGCGUUUCGGGCGACCUGGAGGAUUCCCGUCCUCGGUCUCCGCCGCCCGAUCCUCAUUCGAACACGUCUACCCCUCUGGUCGAUGAAUCACCGGACGGUGGAAGGAUACCCGAAGUAGAAGGUUGCGAGGAAGUAGACGAAAGUAAAUGGCAAGAUCGCAUAGCUUUUCGUUUUGAUCAAAUAAUAUCGUUCGCGUCGACGGCGAUCGAGGACAAGCGGCGGCGCUCGGACGAGGCGUGCAACACGUCGCCCGACUCCGGCAUCGGGCACGGCGAGGCGGCGGCCGUGGCGGCGGCGGCGGCGGGCGGCGCGCGCGGCGACACGGCGCUGCAGCACUUCCCGCCGCACCACUUCAAGAAGCGGCUGUACCGGCGGUCGCGCUGGGGAGCCGCCGACUGGGAGCGCCCGCCGAUGUGACGCGCGUCUGUGUAGUGCCUCGCCCGCCGCGAGCGCCCCCCCGCGACGCUCCAAACGUGACGACGCGGAGUUCGACUGUUUCUCGUGUAAAUAAAACGUCCGUGCUCGAUCGCGAUGUUGAUUGUCGAUUUUGUUAUAUUUUUUCGAAUAUAUAAUGUAAUUAUGUAUAUUAUUGAGUUUAUUUUACGUUUAAGAUGUGUAAUUAUUUAUAAGUAAGGUUAUGUCGCCGUUCCGUACGAGCGCAGGAUUUUUGCGCAUUGGCGGAUUGUAUUUCAUGUGUUCAAUUAGGUAAUAGUCUGAAAUACAUGUCGCGUCGCACAGUAGGAUUUUUGACACCCUAAAAACGGAUGUCGUAAUUUCAAUAGCUUAUUGGAUAGCGUAGAUUAUUGAAAAGCGAAGAGUUCAAUUUCCGAGUGCCGAUUUUACAAUUUUACAAUAGUAUUACAUGAUCACAUAUGUAAAUACAAUUUAAUCAUUUACGAAAUACGUAUUGACUGAAACAAGGCAAAGCUUUCUUUGAUAUUUAACAGAAAGAGAAAAAUGGAAAAACAUGGAUACUCUGUAAUUUAACUUUGCGGCUCUAUUUUAAUGUUAAUAACUGAUGAAAACUUCGCAUAUUUGUAUCUCUUAUUAUACUUUGAAAUUAUAAAUUUGAGAUAAUUGUGGUUGAGAUUCGUUACUUACAUUUUUAAAAAAGAAUUGGCUACUGCUUUUGUCAUAUUUUCUGAGACCUUUAGAUGGAUACACCGAGUUCAUUUUCUAGUGCAAGGUGUUAGCAUUUAAUUCCAGUUAUUAUUAUUACCCGCUAAAUAAACAAGUAAAAUUCAACAAUUCUGUCUAGCGACUUAUGGACAAUGGACAUUUACGUCGUAAUUUGAAAAGUCAAAAUUAUAUUUUCUAGAUAUUCAAUAAAUUAUAAAAAUAUUUGGUUCUUGGGUUCCAAUUCAAUGCACAGACUGACUGAGGCUUAGUACGCGCCCUGCGUUAGAGCGUAAUGAUAUCUGAAUCCUUGAAUUUUAAGUAAAGAAAUUUAGCGUACGUCCGCUCUGUGUGUGUAGAGAAAUAAAUAUGUACCUAUUGAACAAGAGGCGAUAAGUGUGAACAUCGCCCCGGUCUUCGUUACUUCUCGCCUUUGUUUUAUUUCAGAAUGUAAAAUAAUAUAAUCAUUUUACUUUACAUCAUUUCUAUUGUAUGAUAUUUUGUCAAAACUUUAAAUCAGUACCGCUCCGUUCCAUUGAAGGACAGCAUAGACAUGAUUACGAUUGAAUUGAGACUCAUUUUGACACGAUGGACUUUUUGGCCACGAAUAAAUUAAAUAAAUUGUAUCUUCAGUUUUGAAACGAAUUGGCACGCAGGAAUUAUGCUCUUAGCCCUUGAACAAUAAAAUGUCCUAUGCGAUACGAUGUUCGUUUUUCGGUUCAAAACGUGUGUUGUGCGUCGGUGAUGAAGCGGCGGAUCGAUCUACGCCGGUCUUUGAUGUUUGUUGUUUUAUGUGUUUAACUGAUGUCGGUGUUACAGAAAAUUCGGCCUGAAUAAUGUCAAUCAUUUCUUUAGUGAAAUCGUUUAUAUAAAAUAAGGUAAUGAAUGUUUACACUAUUCCUGAUCGCGUCAAAUAUGUAGUUUGGGUUUUGAUAUUUUGAGACCCAUAUUUUUUUUACAAAAUGACCAAUGUGUGGUUCAUCGACUGACAUGAUACAAUAUUAAUUGUUAUAAAUUUUCAUAAUAAAAAGUGAAUUAUUUCAUUAAAAGGUUUUAAGGGAUAUUUAUUUCAUCAUAAAUAUUAGCACACGAAUGUGAAACAUUAAAGGGAAUUCAUAUUUCAUAAAAAAAAGAGCAAUAAAGAUAAGUACUUACAUCUUUGUACUCAAACUAUAAAAUGAACAUACUGGAAGUGUUAAAGUUCCUUGUUAAAUAUAAUUAGGAUGCAAUGAAUUGGCAAUGUGAUUAGAAGAUCAUAUCAUUUUAAUUUUUACGUGAUCGUUCUCGAUAGCUGUUGUCAAAUUGAGAGAUUGAAAUGUUUUCUCGAUUCCAGAAGGAUUGUUUAAGAUUAACAUUGCCGUUAUGGUUUCAAGUUGGUGUGUUGCUGCUAUUUCGAACAACAUUGUCAAAAAUAUAUGGCAUGCAAGCGAUGCGUUAAUCUAGGUAAUUCAAAAGAUUAUGGGUGUUUUCGUGUCGAUAAAAAAUAGUGCCUUAACGUGAAUUAGCGGUAAGAGUCUUAGAAUAGAAACAGUUUAAAUGUAAUAUUUUGAGCGACUUUUAUACUUUAAAAUCAUUGCCUUAGAUUAUUAUUUACUAUGGAGUCGUUAAUAUCAAUAAAUAUCCGUAUUGCGGAAAAAAACAGCGAACACGAAUAAACGGGCUAUAUGUACUAGUCUUCUUGAAAUACAAAUUUAUAAAUCACUGCCAAAAGCAUACACGUAAUUUAUAUUAUGAACGAUUAAAGUAAUGAGAAUGAAAAGCUUUAUCAUACAAACAUUAUUUACAACAAUAACUUAAUUAAUCAGACAGGAACGCACACUUCAAACUUUGGUUUAAAAUUUGUAGCCAGCAUUACAGAUUUAACGGUCAAAAAUAUUGCCGUUGGCUAGAUUAUAAAAAUAUGUGGAUUAUAACAUUCUAUUUAGAGCAUAUUUUUUCCAGAACCACUAAAAAUGUACCAUCUAUAAAUAUCUAUGAAAUUGCAAAAAACAGACCCUUCUUUCCUUCUUUUUUAUUUAUUUAAGGGAAUAAGGCGAUCCUCACUCCAUUUAUAAUAGGUUAACGGACAACCAACAAAAGAAUCUAAAACAUAAUGAGAUAAUAAUAAAAUUAAAGUGAACAUUCAAUUUGUGAAAUAUUAAUGAUUUACAUUUUUAAUCAUUGAGUUAUUCGAAAUUCUUAAUAUCGAUCAUAAAAAAGCAUGAAGCAAAAAAAUAAAGCACGAUAUGUGGCGUUGGGUGUUAGUGUAUAAUUAAUGGUUAGCUCUUCGUUUAUUGUGAGCGCAAAGGUGCAUGAAGUUGCAUAGUAAAGUCUGCUCGAGAAUUUACAAAAUGAAAAGCCAUACCAUUGCCCAUUCUUCACAAUGAAUCUCGUACGUUAACUGUUUAGUACAGAAACUGUUUCCUAAGACAAUCGCUUUUAUGAUGUCCGAAAUUUAAAAUUUAAAUAUUCCCACAAAAAUUACAAUUAAUUGAAUCGUAAAUAAAGUUUUUUUUAGUUAACGCAGAUAACUCAAGGUUCUUUGUUUUCUGUUUAGCGGUUACUGGAGCUCAUGGACAUUGCGAAGUAAACGCGGGGAGUCACUUUGGGACAUAACGUGGAAGUCCGUUAUAUUAUUACGAUUAUAAUCGCUCUCAUAUCGAAAGUCCUAGAAUUUCAUCAUAGAAAUUGGUCGAUGGUAUCUAUCCGUGCGGUCAUUAUUAAAUUAGGGGCGUGGGCAGAAUUUGGUAAGGAGUAAGUAAUUUUGACAUGAUGCUGCUGAUACGGAUUAGUUGCUAGUAGGUUAACGCAAUAUAGUAAUAGAGUAGCUAGAAUUAGCGGGGAGGCGAACCUAUUUCUAUAAUGAUUUUUCAUCUUUUAACCGCAAAGUCACAAGUCCUUUGCAACCGGUAUUGUUUUUUUGGAAUUGAAAUAUCACUAUUUCAAAUACUAAUUGCAGUAAUCUGGUACAGAAAUUUUUUGAUUUAAACGACAUCGCGUUUCCUACUGAUAUUGACCAGAUUUAUAUGCCAAACUUUCAUUCAGUGCGUUUGUGAGACUGGCUGUUCCGUUUAAAUGACCUUAUCAAAAUAUGAGUUCCAUUUAUGUGAAACGAAUUGUAGGUGUUUAUUUCACAGGUUGUCUCAAUUUUGUCCCUUCAUUCAAAAUGUGAUGAAAUAAUGUAAUAAAGCCUUCAAUUUCAAUGAAAGUGACAAACCCAUACAUGGUAGUUGAUACCUAUUUGUGACUAUAGUCUAAAUGAGUCGUCUAUUAUCAAAGGUGGCAAUCUGUGCAUUUGGACCAAAAAAAAAUAUUGAUAUGUCAAUACAGAUUGAUUUGAAUAUAAUCGUCUCCUUCAAAGAAUACGGUUCAAAACCUGCAUUAAAUAAAGGUUAAUAGUUAACCUGUUAUUUAUCUAAGAUGUCGUUCCGAAGAGUUUUGUGACUGCCAAUGGAAUACAAAGUCAAUAAUUCGUUUUUCUGAUUUACCAAUCAUUGUUCAAAAGUCAGAUUGCCGGCUUUGAUAAUAGUCGACUCAAAUGUAAAUGAAUAAAGUUAUUGCAAAAGUUGAAAAAAAAAGUAAAAGCAAUACAAAUGCAAGAAGUUGAUCAAUAUUAACUAUAAAUAAUUUCGAAACUGGAACAUUGCAUCUGAUAUUAAAAAGCUAAAAAGUAAAUUGUGGAAAAUCUAUCCGAUUAUUAAAAUAUUUCAAAUUAUCGCAUUGCCAAAUCUAUAUCAUGUCAAAAAUAGAUGAUUGCCUUAUUGUGUUUACAAGUCGAAGAAUUAAAAAUUAAAUAAGUUAGUACUUAAAAUAACUCUGCAGAGUAAGUUUUCACAGACGUUAAAUUUAUUAAAAAUAAAAUCACAGGUUUAUUUUUUCAGAAUGAUAGUUUUAUCGUAUGCGGCCUAUAGCAAUGUAAAACUAUUAGAAAUAAAUUUUCAAAUAUAUAUAGCGCAGUGACUCAAUAGUGGUUAUAUACAAUUGACAACAUUUCCAAACAACAUUCCAAACAACAACACAAAAUCCCAUCUUAAAUUCAAAAUCCCAAAAUCUUAGGAGAGUGACCUAUUUCUUUAUACAUAUUACAAAUUAAAAAAAACAUUAAAAGGACUUCACUAUAGAAUUCGUUUUGUCCUAAAAAGGUAUGAACCACAUUUUGAGCUCUUUUCAGAUUCAAUGCGCUUAGUGCGUGUUUUUUAACGUUCUCGAUAGCGUAAAAGUUAACUCAAAUUUGUAUGGAGCUGGAACGUUUGACUACGUUUGCCGCUAGGGGUGUUGCACUAAGCAUAUUGUACUGUCUUGCAUAUAAAAAUUUCAUGGCGGUUAAAAUUAGGAACGGAUUAUUCAUAGUUUCCAGUGCUGAGAACAAUCUACUACAAAAUUAUUUUGCCUGUGGCUAUUACUUAGUUUUUGUAUUAAGUAACGAUAAAAUAGUAAUUCGGCAGUGAAAUAUCCAUAUAAAUCUGUAUGUGAGAGUUAUCGAUAACGUAAAUUGAAUCAAUUAAUUUUUAAAAAUCAUAAUUGGCAAUCGUGACAAAUCAUAAAAUGCAUAGGUAAACCAUUUAGGUGCCCGUAAAGGAUAAAACAUUCGACGAUCAGAGGUUUUUAUAAUCAAAUAUUCAAAAUAAAAAGAAGACAAAUUUUAGAACCCUAAGUAAAUCUGGAAAUAAUAUUUUAAAAAUCGUUAAAAAUAAAUAAUGAAAUGAUGAAAUGUUGUCAAUCCAUAAAAUGUUAUAUGUACAUUUGAUUUGUGUAAUUUUUUUGCAUUGUAUUUCUUCCUCGAAGUUCUCUUUGAAUUAAUACAUAUUAUUUAAUAACGAGUGUAAUCGUUUCCGUAACUCUGAGCGCUGGGUAUUUCUAAAACGGUACAUUUACAUCAAAACCAUUGACUAGAUAAAAUAAAUAGACGUCAUUCAUAGACAUUAUCAUCAAAAAAUCUGAAACGCGGGGUACACGCCUGUGUCGGGAGCUGCGUACGCUCGUAGCUGUUGUCAGACUCCGCUAUACUAUAGUGCCAUAUAGUAUAACAGCCUAUACUUAGCCAAUAAUAUAUAGUACAGUACAGUGUGAACGUGUCCUUAGCAAUGUAUGGUGUGCGAUAUUGUUGUGCUAUGAGCUAUAUACUAUAUGCCAUUAAAUAUAAUAAUAGCGUUGUCUGAAAGCGGCUUGUAUGCUUUCGAAUAUGAGAUAAGUGUGCUUAGUGCGAGUUUCUUAACGUUUUCGAUAGCGUAAAAGUUAAGUCAAAUUUGUAUGGAGUUGGAACAUUUGCCUACGUUUUCCGCUAGGGACGCUGUUCCAACUGCAUACAAAUUCGAGUUAACUUUUACGAUAUCGAGAACGUUAAAAAACUCGCACUAAACACAAAGCUCAGUACUGUAAAUGAAUCAUUUAUUCCGUUUGUGUUGACGUGGAAUCUGAUUGCUGUGUUGAGUUCGGGAGCGGUUUCUUGACAAAAACCUGCGCUGGUUUUAUUUAAUUGUAAACCCCAAAAAAUCUAUAGAAGUGCAUUUAUCAAUACGAUUAAGGAAGAAAUAGGUAAAAAAGUAUGGAAUGGUAGAAAUUAAUAUUUUGUCUGAUUUGCUUGUUGGUUUGCGAUGUCCCAAAAAAAAAAGUGCAGUACCAUAACGUUUUAACUUAUCAUACAAACAUUUCACUGAUUCGACAUUUAAAACUUACAUUGUAAAAAUAUGUGCAAUUUACUGUCUUAACUCGGUUUUAGCAACGAAAAGUAAAAAAUAAGCUAUAAUAGAAUCGACACUAGAUUACAAGAUUCUAAAACGUACUUGGUAGUUGGAAUUUUAUAUUGAAACUAUUUUUUUAACUUUAAAUCAGUAAAAUAUCAAGCAAUAAUGUAUUUUGAUAAAAUAAAUUAUUUUUGUUAGCAAAAAUAAAUUAAGUAUCGAAAUAGUAAAGUGACUUGCUAUUUUUUUACAAAAUACAAGUGACAAGUGACUUAACUAAACAAAACUUAAUUUUCGCUCAUGACGAUUAUCCGCCUCUUAGGUAUUAAGGUUUACCAAAAAAUUAGAAUAAUGGAAUGACCUGUCAUGAUUGAAAUCAGUAACUUAUACUAUAUGUGAACCGAUUUGUUAAUAUUAUGGAAUGAAGUAUCUAGCUAGCAGUGCUAGCACCUGUAUAUAAAUAAACUUAAUGAUAAAUACAUAAAAACAAAUGUACAGUUGUGUAUUUUUAUAAUAUAAUACAUAAAUAAUUAGUCCAUAAAUUCAAUACAUGGUUCAUUUAUCAAAAUAAUUGAGAUAGGAAUACGAUUAUGUAAUUUACGCAAUUAACAUUAAAGUUUAUGAACAACAAAUGCAAAAAGGCUUUUAGCAAACUUUGUCAUUAACCAUGCUUCCUCAAAUGAUUUUCGAAAUAUUUUAUUUGAAGUUGAAACUUUAAUAAAACAUGUACUUAUUAGUUUAUAAACGAAACGUGAGGAAGUUUAUUAUUUUUAACUGUUUCUUACUUAAGUAUAUGUUGGCAUGAUUUUAUGUGAUCAUUUUCACUUUAGUGUUGAGGCCUAAUAAAAUAUUACUAAUAACAUCUCUGUAUAGAUCAUCUUUGUUAAUGUCUGAUGCCUUUAUUUAUGAACUAAUAGCGGAAGCAAAAAAAAUCUAAGUCCAGCUAAUUAAAUCAAGUGUUAAUUCAAUAUGAUUUUGAUGUCAAUCUAAUAACAUAUAACGAAAAGAGAUAAAAAGAAAACAAUCCAACGUGUUUACUUUAACAUUUUCCAACAAAAUAAACAGCUUUUAAUUUAUAAAUUCAAGUUGUAAUUCAUGCCGAAAAUAAUAAAAUCGUAUUUUGGUUAGGCGUCAGAAUGCGCAUUCAGAUUGUCUAAUUAGAAUCUAAUUAUGAAUAUUACAUCCAAACCACAUAUGUAUAAGGUGUCAGGGAACUCUUCCUACUACCAUGGCAUAAACAUUUAUCGACAGAUCGAAACACAAGCUUUCGUAACAGUCGCUAUGAUAGACGGAUAAGCUCACAGCCCAUCUUACGUACUCAAUUACCAGAACUCAUAGACCCCACAAUGCUGAAGAUUGAAGUUUCUUAGAACUUGCUUCUCAGAAAUAAUCGGGACGCUCAUACCCAAUUGUGCAGGCUUGCAACAUACUACGUACCUAUUACUAGAACUUAGGAUUUGGGAUGUUACGUAGGAAUAGCCGAGAAUAAUGUUACUGAUGGGGAUUUUAGGAAGUAGUAACUCGAGGUCUUGAGGUUGGUAAUCUUAUAGUAUGGAUUACUAAACUGACGUUAUAAGACAUGACAAAAAUGUGUUUAAAGCAUCACCUCAAACUGUAGUGUUUCGUAUCAGAAAUCAUCCCCUAUUUGCCUGCGUUUUUGGGAGAAAUUCCCUUACACACCGUAUUAUUUAGGAACAUAAAAUGCGCGCCGUGUCGUGGCUUGAAAGUUGCCUUAUAAUUUAGCAAUAAUGAAGCGAUUAUUUUGUUUAGUUCAAAACAUUGGUAAUUAUAAUAGAAAGUUAAGGAUUGUGCAAUUGUACCAUAAUGAUAAGAUAAGUAGAACAAAAUCGUGAACGGUAUUUGAGUUUUGGUUCUAUAAAAUCAUGAAUAAACUAGUUUAGUGCUAUUCUAUUAACAGUAAUGUUGUAAGUAAAAAGUGAAACGAGACGUAAACAGUCUUGUAAAAAUGUAGUUUAUCUUGAGCUGUUUAAUGAUGGAUUGGUUUAUAAAAGUGACCAAAAGAAAAUAAAUGAAAUGUUUAUAAUACAUAAACGACUAAUAAUAAUGUGACUUAAAAUAAAAUAUUGCAUUAUGGAACGGGUAAAUGCAGUGUAGUAUAGCAAUAUUCAAAUAAGUCGUUCUGUGUAUUUAAAACAUUGGAAUGCGCUGGUUCAAUUGUGCCUGAAUUAAAAUGCCGCUCCAAACCUCAAAAUUACUUAUACAAAGUAAGGUUAAAGUCGACUCUCAAUUAGGUAAUUAUAGGUAGAUAGCAUUUUUGGUAAAAAAAAAACUAUUUUUAUCGGAUUGACUUAAGGAGUGAUUACAUUAUUCAGUUGUGACUAAUUUUAUUUUUGAUGGGGAAUAUGAGCUGAUCUUGUGACGUCAUAGUGUCUAAAAUAGUACAAAUGAGAAGACUUAUCGUCGUAAGCUUCGGACUAUUCAACAUUACAAAUGCUACAUUUGAAAUGUAUCCCUGUGUACUAGUUUUAUUUUGUACUAAAAGUUAAAAAUAAAUUAAUUAUUAAAUUACAA